Molecule: messenger RNA, 2156 nt
Organism: Mytilus californianus (California mussel)
Lineage: Eukaryota; Metazoa; Mollusca; Bivalvia; Mytilida; Mytilidae
Exons: 4
Coding region: 161-1261 (366 amino acids)
Cellular component (GO): membrane
Source: RefSeq, a predicted model, not a curated record
UUAUACGAUAGGUGUUCUAUGGACAAACAAUCCAUUAGUAUUCUAUUGGGCAGACGGUCAAAUUUUGGAUCACUGGGAUAACUUUGUGUCAGGAGUUUCUCCUAAAAAUAAUGAUGAUAAUGUUUAUGUUAAAUAUUCUACUGGAAAAUGGAUUUUCGAUAUGGGAAGUCAUCAUCAUGUUGCAGCGUGUGAUUAUACGGUUGGUGAACAGACUGACAGACACUACGCCCUCGUUGGUGGUGAUAGUAUGUGUGGACGGUUAGAAGUGUUCCAUGAUGGAUUCUGGGGAACAAUAUAUGACUCAAACCCAGAUAUAAAACUUGGAUAUUUGCUAUGUAAUAAUUUAGGAUAUGAGUUUGAUUCUUACGACUCAUCAUGUGUAUCAAAGGUAGGCACUGGUAUAAUAUGGUCAAAUGAUUUUGUGUGUGUUUCUAAUGCUACGACGAUCGAUGACUGUUUUCCAGGUCAAACAACAUGGGAUACUUCAGUAACAGACCACACUUAUGAUGUGCAUGUCAGGUGUAAAGAAAAACAGACUUCAACAGUAAUAACAACAACAAAAGAAACAACAAGUGGCUCCACGACAGAAGAAACAACAAGUGGCUCCACGACUGAAGAAACAGCUAGUGGCUCAACAACAGAAGAAACAACAAGUGGCUCAACAACAGAAGAAUCGAAAACACCUACAGAAGUUAUACUGUAUCCUUCAACAACAGAGUACUGCUUGACAAAUUGUAACGUUAUACACAAUAUUACAGAGACAGUCACCAUGACACAAGACGUUACUGUAACGGAGACUGUUACGGUCAUUACUACUAUAACUACAUCGGGUACUAUUAUACAUACCAUUUCAUUAUAUAACAGUACGCCUCUGGAUUCUAUAAAAUACAACAAAAGGACUAGUGCGAUGUAUUCCACAACGACAGUAUAUGACAUGAGACCAUCAGCCGUGGUAAUUGGUACCGCUGGUGUUUUUAUACUAUGUGCUAUUCUUGGCUUUGUUAUUGGAACUGAUUGUAUCCAUCUUUUCAAGUUUAUAAUGAACAUACGAUUCAAUAUGACACAUUUGCUUCGUAGAAAAAAUGGCAAAUUUAAUGCAAUGAGGAAAAAAGAAACUGCUGAAAUGUCCGUCUAUACAGUUUACGCUGAGGAUUUAGUGAAAAGUAAUAAUACUUCAACAACUACAAUACUUCAAUCUGAAGGUUCGACAGCUGAUUUAUUAUCAGUAUCUGAUAAGCAAAUCUUUGUAGAAACAUUGUAAUAAAAAACUCAUCUUGUAUUUCCUUUUUCUAGUAUGGAGUAUAACGAAUUGCAUCAAGUUUGUGUAUAUGUUGGUUGAUGUUUUUGUUAGUUUUUAAGGACUUUCCAUUUUUUUUAAUUACCUUGGAGUUUAGUAUUUUUGUUUUUACAUUUUUUAGCGGUGCUUAUGUAGUACCUGCAUUUUCAGGAACAGUAACUGGUGAUAUCAUUUCAUAUGCUUUCUAAUGUAAAAAAAAAAUGUUUAUAUUGGACCAUUUUACGUCUCACAAAUUUUCAUUUGAAUUCCAAAAUUUUGCAUUAAUUGAGAUCUUUACAAAUGUUAAUAAAUGUUGAGAUAUGUUUUAGAUAAGUUAUACCCUAGAUAUUUACAAACGUCUGCAUUGUGCUAAUUGCAUUCAUGUAAUGGUUAGGCAAUUGUAGUUUAUUCCAUCAUUUACCGUUAAAAUUAUCAGAAAAUUAUCAGAUUAUUCUGGCUUAAUGGCCAGUGUUCUUUUGUCGUCAUUAUAAACUAUUGAAAAUAUCUUCUCUCAAACGACCAAGCCAAUUGAUACCAAACGUGUCAUAUAUUAUCCCACUGAGGGUCUACUUUAAAAGUUAUGUCCCUUUUACGAAUAAUGGAUGAUGAUCCCCAACCAUCUUGAAAUAUAACCUCAACUGGUACUUGAAACGGAAAAGUUGAUAAAACAAGAAAUGAAGAUUUUGAAAAAUCAUGUGAAUGACCAAUUGCUAUCUAACUCUUGCGAUAUAGUGCCGGCUAUUUUCUUCCAAGUUUAUCAACUUUAAAAGACUUUUUUCAUUGUCUAUACAGGUCCUGGUGAAUUGUGAGUCCCCGAAGGUAUCAUCAGCUCAGAAUUCAGUGUUUCGGUUCUGGCAUGAUUUAUAACAUACAUUUUCUU